UCACCGGGUUUUAAGGUUCGAGAGCACAAGUCGCUGUAGAGCUUUCAACACUUGUCAGUAACCCAGUGAGUCCCCAACAGCGACUCUAUCGGACCCAUGUUUCAGAACCAAGCCGACUCUCUCCUCUGUGUAGAGUGUGUUCACUAAAACGAGAACAACCGUAUUUAUGAGAACCCACUUUCCCAUUUUUAGCUCUGUCCGCAGAUUUUUAUCAUUUUCCUCCUCUCUAUUUAUCCUAUCUCUCAGGGAUCAUAACUAUUGAGAUUUUGCAGCCCAGAAUUGCUGGGAACAAUCAACAGCGCUCUGUUUGAAUCACUCUGUUUUUUGAAAAUUUGGUUUUGGGGUUUGUUAAAGUGGCGCUCUUUGUUAAUGGCAAAUGGAGAAGCGCAGGGACCUUAUUGUCCAUGGAUGCCUGGUGACAAUGAUGAAAAGAUAGAAGUGAAUAAUCCUAAUCCUAAUGAGGUUUCUGUGGUAAUACCUAAAAGAAGAGAUUGUCUACGUCAUUCGGUUUCGGCACAAGAUUUGAGAUAUCGGGAUAUAGAAAAGGAGAAAUAUGAUGGCCAGUCUCCUAGAGGAGUUUUGGAAGCUUGCAUGGAAAGCUUUGAAGAGGCAAGCAUUUCUGAGAAUAACAAACCAGAACUAGAAGCUCCUUGUCCAGAUUCAAAGCCAGACUCUCACUGGCGCAAAUUUUUUAAGUUAUGGAAGAAAAGAUCAAUAAAGCAGCACUUACCUUCCUUCCCUCUUGUACCGAAGAUGUCACUAAGAAAAAGGAGCAACAGCACAAAAGACGAUUCAGUAUUGAAUAAUAUCUACAACUUCAAGUCUCCGUUAAAGAGUUUUUCCUUCUCUGCGCUCCAAACUGCCACCAAUAAUUUCAGCAAUGAAAAUAUAAUUGGAAAGGGUGGGUAUUCCGAAGUAUAUAGGGGGACUCUAAAGGAUGGGCAACUAGUAGCAAUAAAGCGGCUGACUAAUGGAACAUCCGAUGAGAAAACUGCAGGCUUUCUAUCGGAACUUGGCAUUAUAGCUCAUGUAGAUCAUCCUAAUACUGCCAAGCUAGUUGGCUGUUGCGUUGAAAAAGGAAUGCACCUUGUUUUUCAAUUAUCUUCACUCGGGAGUUUAGGAUCUCUCCUGCAUGGUCCAAAGAAUGAUAUUCUUGAUUGGAGUAAAAGGUAUAAGAUUGCUUUAGGUGCAGCAGAUGGUCUGAUGUAUCUUCAUGAUAGUUGUCAGAGGCGAAUCAUCCAUAGAGAUAUUAAGGCUGAUAAUAUUUUACUUACGGAGGAUUUUGUGCCUCAGAUAUGUGACUUUGGGCUUGCAAAGUGGCUACCAAAACAAUGGACUCAUCACAACGUCUCCAAGUUUGAGGGCACAUUUGGGUAUUUUGCUCCUGAAUAUUUCAUGCAUGGGAUUGUAGAUGAAAAGACUGAUGUUUAUUCUUUUGGAGUUCUACUUUUGGAGCUUAUAACUGGACGUCCAGCUUUGGAUCAUCUUCAGCAAAGCCUUGUAAUUUGGGCCAAACCCUUGCUUAAUGGAAAUGACGUCAAGGAGCUUGUUGAUCCUUCUAUUCGUGGCAACUAUGACAGCACAGAGAUGGAUCACAUGAUUUUGACUGCAUCUUUAUGCACAGAUCCAUCUUCUAUUUUACGUCCUCGCAUGAGUCAGGUUGUGGUACUGCUAAGAGGUGAUGAGUAUGUCUCCAAGUGUGCAAAAGAAACCAAAAGGAGGUCCCUGCUGAGAACAUACUCGGAAGAACUAAUGGAUGCACAAGAAUAUAACUCAACAAAGUAUCUGAGGGAUCUCAACCGACACAAGCAGAUUGCUUUUGAAGCUUGAAAAUGAAUUGAUGGAAUUUUCAGCACUGGCGAUUGUUGUAAGUUUUCCAUUUGUUCAGCUUUCUGGUGUUCUUGCAAAUCCUAUGGUGAUUGACUGUUCAGUAUACUUUUUCUCUCGUUAAAUGCAAGCACUCUUUUUACCGGGAACUGUGAUUUUAUCUAUGGUGUUGUAACUUAAGCAAUGUGAGAGAUGUUGAUGAGCAAACAUGAUUUCAAUGUGUUUGCUGCUGAUCGCCAAAUCUUUUUUCCAAAUGCCCUGAAUAUCUGAGAGCCAGGAUGGACUUGUUUCGAAUCCAUGUAAUGUAAGAUGACUCUGUUUUUGCAUUUCCAGUGCACAAACCCCAAAUGCUGGCUUGUGUUCUUCUAUUGUUCCAUUUGUUCCGUACAUGGCUCAAACUUGUUGUAAUGUCACUGUUUAGGA
Argentina anserina (silverweed cinquefoil) is the source of this 2250-nucleotide messenger RNA. RefSeq names its product receptor-like cytosolic serine/threonine-protein kinase RBK2. The coding region runs from base 370 to 1830 and encodes 486 amino acids. The transcript has 9 exons. Lineage: Eukaryota; Viridiplantae; Streptophyta; Magnoliopsida; Rosales; Rosaceae. The record is from RefSeq and is a predicted model, not a curated record. Gene Ontology annotation, biological process: protein phosphorylation. Gene Ontology annotation, molecular function: protein kinase activity; ATP binding.